Onthophagus taurus is the source of this 420-nucleotide messenger RNA. RefSeq names its product Ubiquitin-related modifier 1 (gene Urm1). Gene Ontology annotation, cellular component: cytoplasm. Gene Ontology annotation, biological process: tRNA thio-modification. The record is from RefSeq and is a predicted model, not a curated record. Lineage: Eukaryota; Metazoa; Arthropoda; Insecta; Coleoptera; Scarabaeidae.
UUUAUAAACAACUGUGAAGUUCGUUCAAUUCAUUUUUAAGAUUUGAGGUUAGGAGAGGUUAUGUUGUAAGUUAUAAAAAUGAGUGUUCUUCCAAUUGUUAUUGAAUUUGGGGGUGGAGCUGAAUUAUUGUUUGAUAAUAAAAAGAAACAUACCGUGGAGUUACCGGCGAAAGAUAAAAGUUGGAUAAUUGGCGAUUUGUUAUUUUGGAUUAAAGAUAAUCUUUUGAAGGAAAGACCUGAAUUAUUUCUUCAAGAUGACUCAGUACGACCUGGAAUAUUAGUGUUGGUAAAUGAUGUGGAUUGGGAAAUCAUGGAUACAGUUAAUUAUAAGAUAGAACCAAACGAUAGGAUAGUUUUUAUAUCAACACUUCAUGGAGGUUAAAUUUAUCUCAUUUUUAAAAAUUCUUUUUUAUUUACAAUA